CAACUUUGUUCAUCACCACAACAACUAUUUGCCUUCGUUGUCAACAAGUGAAAAAGCUCUCCUACCGUGAUGCUUUUCGAUGUCACCCGGCUACUCAUUCUCACGUUGGGGCUAGAUGCACUUGUAAAAACACCAGCUGAAGUUCGGCAUCGAUCCUGGCCGCAUUUCACACGGCAUGAUUGACGGCGUUCUCAAAGAGUUGAUGCCCACGGUUACUUACAGCUGUACAUGCACACAUGUGCGAUCGAUCAACCGUUGUAAUGCAUGCCGCAUGACGACCAACGAGAGUAUGGAUCAUCCGCAUCGUCAUCGCCGUCUCGGCACGGCAAUGGCGGGGUCACUAACGGUGGAUAGACACCACCGUCAAAAAAGGCAACUUACUCUGAGCUGCGGCGGUACCAGUGCUGUUAGCACGGAAACGUCCAUGACAAUGUCCGCACGACCCAGCAGCUCCAUAUCCAACGAGUAUGGCUGUCAGUCAAGCAGCACAAUUUCGCGCUAGCACAAUGCGACUAUUCGAGACGGACAGCAACUGUCACGAGUGUUAACCUCCCAUGUUGAUAAACUUGGAACGCAGUUAAACGGAUUUGCUAGCGCGGAUGUUCAUCCCACUGCAGUAUGCUGCUGUUCCCAGACGUAUGCAGGUGGCAGUCAGCUCAAAGUUAUUUCCCCGCUGCUCAGGAGCUGCAGGAUAGCUCGUCAAGGCGGUGCUACGAUCAACGUCAGUGCUCCUGACGUCACGGAGCGUCAAUUUGCAAUUUUUGCUUGGAUUUUUUUUUAGAUAGAAGACAGAUUUUAGACCAAUCGAAACUAGCGUGGAGCAAUCGCAGUGCAAAAAAGCCUACAAUUACAGCUCGUUCUGGUGACUGGGCUCGUGCAUAGUCCUGGGGUUGCAUCGGGUCGAUGACCUCGCAACGAUGGCAUGUCCGCAAUGCAAACUGCAUGGAGCGGCGAUGGCAAGUUUUAGGCGCUCCACCCUCUGGAGCGCCUCGAGUCUUUGUACCACAAAAGUCUGCUUGGAAUCUCUCUAAAUAGUAAUCUUAGAUGUAGCUUCCCUUUCAGAGCGCGUAUUUCGUAUUAAGAAGGGUUUUUAAUUAAGAAUAGUAAUUUUUCGUUGGUGGUUCGAAAAGCUCAGCAAGUGCAGUAACCG
Phytophthora nicotianae INRA-310 is the source of this 1150-nucleotide messenger RNA. RefSeq lists its product as hypothetical. The transcript has a single exon. Lineage: Eukaryota; Oomycota; Peronosporomycetes; Peronosporales; Peronosporaceae. The coding region runs from base 176 to 502 and encodes 108 amino acids. The record is from RefSeq and is a predicted model, not a curated record.